AUAAGCUUAUCAGGAUUUGUCUUGGUGCAAUGCUGGGACUUUGGAAGCCAUUUUUAGUUUCUUUUUAAAUAUCAGAAGUGUAUAAAAACAGGCGAACUUUCGGUAAUUCCGGUGAAUCGUCUAGGCUCCUUUGUAGAGCCAAUCAACUGUCUAGUGGAGACUGAGACUGUAAAUCAUGUCUACGUCGCCCACUGAGAGGGACCUGCUCUUACCGCCACCUUACUCGGAUGUACAUGUAAAUGUAGACAGUCACCAUAGCCGCCCGAACCAUUCCUAUAAACAAAAAACCCUGCGAUACAUCGGCGUCCUGCAUAUAGUCGUGGGGUUGAUCUUUUUUGCCCUAGGCAUCUGUUUUGCCAUUGAUCUACCGGCGUUCUUUAAAACCGAUCACAACAACCCUCCCUGGCCACCUACCACGAGAUAUCCUGACUUUAACCCCAGUUCGAUUAAUGCGCGUUGGUGGAUGGUGCUUUCUGGUGGAUUUUUGUUCAUCAUCACUGGAUUGUUUGGAGUAAUAGCCAAAAGAAGAAGUACAUGCUUGAUCGGUUUCUACAUGACUGCAUCAGCUGUAUCUGCCUUGGCUGCCUUUGGCCCGUUAUUAAUCUUCUCACUGUCUGAUAUGAGAAAUGUCAGUGGAGCUUUCGACAAAGAUUGGACAUAUACCCCGGCGUGGACUGUGCUAAUAAGUAUGUAUGUGAUCAUGGUUUCACUGGCCGUACUCGAGGGAAUGUUGUCACUGACAUCCUUCAUACUCUGUGCCUUAAACGUGUGUCACUGUUGUGAAAAGCGCGAGAUGCCGGCGCCGAUGCCAGUUAACGCCGCGCCUGCACGGCCGGAAAGUCGAGGGCCGAAUGCACCUCCGCCAGAAAUCUAAUUCCAGUAUACUAUU
Lingula anatina is the source of this 889-nucleotide messenger RNA. RefSeq lists its product as uncharacterized. The record is from RefSeq and is a predicted model, not a curated record. Gene Ontology annotation, cellular component: membrane. NCBI's taxonomy places the organism in Eukaryota, Metazoa, Brachiopoda, Lingulata, Lingulida, Lingulidae.